Messenger RNA from Clonostachys rhizophaga, 1539 nucleotides. Lineage: Eukaryota; Fungi; Ascomycota; Sordariomycetes; Hypocreales; Bionectriaceae. The record is from the annotation of a GenBank genome assembly.
AUGAGGCCGCCGCGAAUCCCCUCGGCCCACCAGGCGGACCUGCGAUGCCUCAUCCCGCGCACGGCUUGGGGCCCCUCGGUUUCCAAUGCUAUCGCUGUUCAUAGCAUCCAGCGGUGCCGACGCUCCUUUUUCUCGGCUACAACCCCAAUGAGGGCUCCCCGCGCGGCUACAGCGACUUACAAUGCCGGCUUCUUCCUCUCGAAUCGCCUCUUCGAGCGAUCUGCCUGCCUCGAUUUCAUUGUCGCUUCGAAACGAGCGAGCCUAGCAACUGCGUCAACGACGACGGCAAGCACACAGACAGCCUCUUCCUCGAAUACAAAUGAAGAAACUACGCAGAACUUGUCAGAGCUUGCGCCUCAUCGGAGGCGGCAGGCCCGCAAGCAGAAAGAGCAGGCAGAAAAGCCUCUGCCUCAAGAUGCCUCGUCACAAUUGACCACAGCAGCCGCAGCCCAACCCUCGAACUCCCUCCGACGAACCUCCUCCAUCCUUCUGUCCCUAACCAAGCCGCGACUCACCGUCCUCGUCGUUCUUUCUGCGAUGGCGAGCUAUGCGCUGUUCCCGGCAUCCGAAAUGCUCUCUCCCUCGCUGACCGAGACCCCGAGCUUGAGCCCUCUGACGCUCUUCUUCCUUACUGUGGGGACGGCGCUGUGCUCGAGCAGUGCUAAUACCUUCAAUAUGCUGUACGAGCAGGCCACCGACGCCAAGAUGACGAGAACACGGAACCGCCCUCUGGUACGGAAGCUGAUCUCGACGCGGGGCGCAAUCCUCUUUGGAAUCAUCUCUGGCGCUGUUGGUGUUGGCUCCCUCUAUUUCGGCGUCAACCCCACAGUCUCAGCCCUCGGUUUCGCCAACAUAAUCCUCUACGCUGGAAUAUAUACCCCGAUGAAGAGAAUGUCGGCACUGAAUACGUGGGUGGGUGGCGUAGUGGGCGGCAUCCCCCCACUCAUGGGUUGGGCCGCCGCAGCCGGCGAGACGGCUACCGGGGAUGGGUCUUGGCGUGAGCUUCUCCUUGCCAGCGACGGCUCAUCUAUCGGUGGUUGGCUGAUGGCUGGCAUUCUCUUCGCCUGGCAGUUUCCUCACUUCAUGGCCCUCAGCUGGCCGAUUCGCGAGGAAUACAAGGCGGCUGGACUGCGUAUGCUUGCCUGGACGAACCCCGCGCGGAACGGCCGCGUCGCUCUACGAUAUAGCUUCAUAUUCAUCCCCCUUUGCUUGGGGCUUUGCGCCGCCAAUGUGACGAACUGGGGCUUUGCUGUUACGAGUUUGCCCAUUAAUUUGUGGCUAUGCCGCGAGGCAGUCAACUUCUGGAGGAAAGAGGGACACGGAGGUAGUGCCAGGGGGUUGUUCUGGGCGAGUGUGUGGCACCUCCCCGGUGUCAUGAUUCUCGCUCUGCUCCAUAAGAACGGCAUGUGGACUCGUGCUUGGAGGAGCGUGAUGGGCGAGGAAGCCGACGGUGAAUGGGAAGAGGAAGAGCUGGAGGCGAUGGCGAGCAUGACCGCCGCCAAGGUGGCCGAGAAGACGGCGGACCUGAAACGUCCAUAA